GGUUGGUAGUAUUAUAAUUACGACAGUUUGGCCUUGCUCAAAGAUAUGCUCAUAAACUACUGUUCAUAAUAUACACAGUGUUCAAAUAGAAUCUUUAUGUGCCGAUUAAACGAAAGUAUCAGAUAUCUAAUGCGUGGUAUAAAAAGAGCGCGUACUUUAGUGGACAGCUCAAGGUACAUUCGUUUAAUAUCAAUACAACUGAGUGUAAAAUGUUUGAAUGUAGACUGUGCUGGUAUUAAAUAUUUGAAGCCUCCAACAUGUCGCGAUAUGCGGCCCAGAUGUUCGAGUGGGACGAACGGCAGGGCCUGAACAUGAAGGAGUAUUUCCGGCUUUACAAGGACAGGUUCCCCAUGCUAGGGGUCAUACUUGAGGGAUGGUACGGCGACACGCGCUUUGAUUGCUAUGACAACUUGCAGGUGGUUCGGAUCCAUAGCUACUCUUCACAGCCUCGGGUGGUGAUCCGCGACUCCAACUCUCCGGACUUCCGGUUCCUCACACUUCCGGUAGACAGUCAGGUCAAGUUCCAGUUGGUCAUGGGCCCGAACAAGUUUGGCAAUAUCAAGACCAUGGAUUUCCUCCUCGAUAACCACGAGUUGCCGUUCCUGGUGAAGCUCGCGUGUCACGAAGACCAUCAAUUCAAGAUCGGAACCACCCGAUGUAGCGCGAGCUCGUUCGGAAACCUUCUCAUUACGGAGAAGUACCUUGAACACUAUUACAUGGUGAACUGCAUUGAUGGAGCAGAUCCAAAGAUGAACCCCAUAGUUAACCUUAUUUACCUGACAGAAAACCUGUCGAUGGCCCCUGUCACAGGCCUAAAGAACCGUCCUAAAGCGGACUUUGACGCGUACAUGGGAAAACUGGACCAAGAGGCGGUCGGAAUCGUGUAUGACAUAAAAAUGGGAAACCCAGAUUUCGCUGAGUACGAUACUCGCAAGAUUGACCCUAUGACGGGCGACGGAGGUAUACCUACUAUUGACCCUCCGGCAAUCCCCGGUCAGAUUUUGGAAGAGGAUGGUGACUAUAAUGAGAUUCCACCUGAGUUGCCUACUAGAUCAAAACCACAGAUGGAAGCACAAUCAUUGGCAACACAAGAUCCGGCACAUAAAGAUCCGACACAUAAAGAUCCGACACAGAAAGUUCCGAAACAUAAAGAUCCGAAACAUAAAGAUCCGAAACAUAAAGAACAGAAACAUAAAAAACCGAAACAUAAAGAACCGAAACAUAAAGAUAAACCGGCAAAGGCGGAGAAAAAACCAGCGCCUGUGAGCGCUAAGAAACCAAAGCCUCCUCCGGCAGUACAGUCACCUCUUGCCGUGGCGGUGGAUGUAAGCGACGUAAAGAGCCCGGAUCUUCCGGUUCGCAGGCCUCUACCGCCGCCGAGCAACGCGCCCCUGUACAAACAAGGGUCGGUACCGUAUGCCAACACGUCCGUUGGCCGCGCAACAGUACGUCCCUUCACGACAAAUAGUAUGGAACCGGCAGUAAAUGACGUCAUUGAUGACGCUGGUUCUUACGAACUCGUUGAAACAGCAGAUACAGUGUACUCAGAGGCUUACGGUGACGCCAUAUCUGUCUCGAAGGAAAGUGAAAACAAAAGUCAUAUUUCGGAUGGGAAUUAUGUGAAACUCGGUAUGUCAGCGGUGACGCCUUCUUCUUACCUGAUGACGCAGAUAUUGAAUACAGAUCAAGACACUACGUCAACCAACAUGGAAAGAAUUAAAACGUUGACAAUAAAUGAAAUAGGCGACAUUUUGAGGCUUUUGAAACUCGACGAAUACGUAGAAACAUUUAAAGAUAACCAAGUUGACGGUGCCAUUUUGACGAGUCUCGAACGUGAUGAUUUAGUCAACGAGUUGGGGAUGAAGAAACUUCAGGCGACGAGACUUUUUAUGUACAUGUCUGAAGGCCACAUCCCAAAGUGAUUUCAUUCCAUUUUGUGUAUGAAUCACCUUACGCGGAAUGCUAAUGUAUGCAAUUCUUUAAUACCGAGUGCAUAAAUAAAAUAUUCCGGCAUACGGCUAUUAUGAUA
Molecule: messenger RNA, 2029 nt
Organism: Dreissena polymorpha
Lineage: Eukaryota; Metazoa; Mollusca; Bivalvia; Myida; Dreissenidae
Exons: 10
Coding region: 258-1922 (554 amino acids)
Molecular function (GO): protein binding
Source: RefSeq, a predicted model, not a curated record